AUGACUCAUGCGUGGUUAGAUUCGCUUUCAGAAGACUGGCCGUCUCAGAUAGAUUCAUCUGGAACUCCAGCAUCUCUGUCCCCAUCAACGAAAGAAUCAAGCACCAACAGCUCCCAAACUAAAUCCUGUCGCAUUUUAGAACAAAAAUAUGAAACGCAAGCCUUCAAGGACCAAGUAACAAUUAAAACUUCACCGGUAAAGAAUAAAGUGAUCACUUGUAGUCCUCAGGGCUCGAUUCGCAAAUCCGAGUGUCCGAUAUUACUGCGAGAUCGUUCGAAGAGCCCCACUCUCUCAACACAGCACAAUACAGUACAGCACAAAAUUUCUAGUGUUAACCCCAGAAAUAAAACACCAGAGUGGAAACAAAGAAUAGUUGAUGGAAAAAUUGCAUAUGGUGAACAACGAGAUCUCUUCACAAAGGCUGGCCUUGAGAACUUAUUUCAGGCUUCCUCUCAUCAGAAUUAUUCUAAGGGUGUUACAGGCAAAAACAAUACAGGCAAAAUUAUACCAUCAACUUCAAGUUCUUCGCCCGCCUAUAGCGUACAAGAGAUUAGACCAAAUAAUAAUGGAUGUAAAGACAUGCUUGCCAAUGAAAAUAAAGUAUCUCAGAUGUGGAAACAAUAUUCAAGGCAAGAAUUAUCAAUAACCAAAUCUGAUUUGAAGAUGUCAGACAAGGAGGUUAGCGAAUAUGGAAUGGAGCCUAUACAUGCCACAAGAAUCAAUCCCAAUAAAAUGCGUGAUCAUAAACUUAUAUCCGAGAAAUCAAAUCUUGGUGCUCGCAGAAUAUUCAGCGGACACAGCGACUCAAGAAACGAGUGUCUAAGUCAAAUACAUUUAUCCAACUGGCAGGAAGAGAAUGGGAAAAAUAAUUUCUCUGCUUGUAGCUCUCCAUUGGAAGAAACACAGCAAAAAGUGAUACCUCAUCGAGAAUCGGCUCCAUUAGAAUGUGAAAAGCAAACGAAAAAUUCAGACUACACCAAUAAUACUAUAGAUAGAAAGAUGGAGGAGUUUCAAAACGCUCAACCCGAAAAUUUCAGUACAUGUUUCAUCUCUAACGAACCUUUUCAGAAACAAGUUCAAAAUAUUUCCAGAGCUACCCUCAACGACACUACCCUUUUAACGGAAGAAUCAAUGCAAGCUAGUACCCCAAAGCAACUUCCCAAAGUAUAUAAAUUUUCUGGCGUGGAAGAAGAAGUUUUAGAAAAAAAGACGUCUAAUAUCCCGAAAACACCUCGCAAAGAUCUUCAUAAAUCAACAGGCGAGCAGCUUAACGGAAUUUCAAAAAGUCCUCUGAAAAUAUUUGGCACUCAUGACACUUUUACGACUCAUAAGCUCCUCAGUAGGUUGAAUCAACUUGAAUCGGGGUCUGAUAUUCGAAAACCUAAUGAAAAAACUUCAUUCACUACAUCUAGGGGCGCAUGUAGAGAUAGGCUACACUUACAUGUGAACGAGUCGUAUCAGGAAGAAACAGGAGAUCGGACUCCUUCACAUUUGAGUAUUUCAAGAAAAUUAAGCAAUUUUGGCUUUGGGGAUCUUGACGCGUGUCGAUUCACUAGAGAAAUUUAUCACAAGUCCAAUGACACAAAUAAUUCCAGUAAAUCAAAAGGCUCAACAAAUAACUGCACCAAGGCACACAACGAGUCAAAUAAAACUUAUCCUAAAACUUUAGAUGGUCGAGAUUGUCUGGACACUAAGGUUGGGGAUAAACUUGUAUCUGUUAGCUCUACGGAAGCUUACAGUUACCGAGGAACCCAAACUUUGGUAAAUUGUAGCUCGGGAUUUCUAGAAAGCGUCCCUAUCUCACCGCGACAAGAAAUCCUCAAUACGCCCAGGAAAAAUAAUGGAGACACUGAAGGAAAAAGAUUACCCAAGACACCGCUAAUGGACCCGGAGCCGAAAAGACGUAGAACCUUUCAUAAAAUAGAAUCUAGCUGUGAAAUUAGGGAGGGAGAAGGGAUAUUACAUGAGCACUCAAGAGAAAUUCAACAAAUCCAGCUUUUACACAGCAAAAAACGGAAAGAUGCUCGGCACGAAGAUGACCAAAGAGUAGCGAAUUCCGAGGUUCUUGCCAUAAGGCAGGUAUUAAAGCCCAAAUUACCAGGCCCUGGAAAACGGAAUAGUCAAACCUCGACACAAGAGGCCCCUCAAGGAAAUAACACGAUACUGUCUAAAGACACGGCAGGUGACAAAAAAUACCAACACAAUGAGGAUCUCACAAAAAAUCGCUCACGCACUCCCCCGAGUCUAUCAAAUAUUUCUGGUAGUGCAAAUGAACGGACACAUUCUGAGUUACGAAAAAGAUCUAUUACAUCACUAGACUUUAUAGAUGAAGCUCAUCGACUUAUGGUCAACCUUCGUGCGAUAGCAAGAACUCGUAGUGUUCAAAAUACCACAACAAUCUCCAACUCGGAGUAUCUCCAUAAUGAUACUGGAAUUAGCACUACUGAAGACGGGUACAACUAUUCAUACCAAGAUUCGACUCAGGAUCCAUUUUCGCGACCACCAAGUCGUGAAGGAACUGCUCUUGUUUCAAGACCUAAUUGUCAACAAGAUCCCAACAUUUUGGAACAUCUACAUAAAUACCGAGAUAAUUGCGACUCAAACGCCAUCUUCGCCUCUCUCAGGUCGAUUUCUAAAGAAGAUUAUCCCUUAGACGCCGAUAAUCAGAGGAUAUUUCCUGCCUUACUGCGUCAAGGUAAUCUAACAGGCUCUUUUGAACAUGAUCUAUCUAAUCCAAAAAAUCUAGAGAACCAUGAAAUUUUAAGCCACAAAUGUUUUCCGUAUAAACCCUCUGAAGUUUCAGCAAUGAUUGAAGACGGAUUUCCUUCGCAAAGGUCAAAUGCGUCCUCAGGAAAAUCAACAGUCUUCUCUGAACAGACAGGAUGUUCCAGAGGAUCUGAUUCUUGUCGAGUAAUUGCCCCUAAAUCUGUUUGUCAUUUAAUACCUACUGAAGUAGCUGGAAUGAAAUUUGAUCAGAAAAAGAAUACCUGGUUCAGGAAAAACGAUGGCCGCAGUGAAAAUUCUAACCUUGAUCACAAAUUCUCAGAAGAAAUAGAAGACGAUCCCCUUCGUGAUAUAUCUGAUCUAUCUGUAGACGUUAAUGAAGAACUUCGAAGUAUUAAUAUUAUCACAAAACCUCCGGAAAUCACUCCUGAAGAAGGCAAGGUAAAAAGCGAAGAGAAGCUAUAUCGUACAAAAUCAUUAAAUGAGCUUAAACUUAGUAAUUGUCAUGAAAUGGCACCACAGAUCUCAACGAAAUCGAGGCUAUUGUCGAAAACAUCAAGAGUAUCUGGGCGCUUUCAUAAUACGGCUCUAAAUCUUCCCAACCAAGAAAGCAGAGAAGCUUCCACACAUAUAGUACAGAGUAAUUCUUCGAAAAACCUUUCUAUUUUUACCUCACCCAUGCCAAACACAAAUUUAAGAAGAGAAAGAACCACAGAAAUUGAAAAAGAUAGAUAUACCCAUGACAGCCAUCAACAAACUGGAACUCCAAUCCGACGGAAUAUUACAAUAUCAUUUUCAUCUCCUAUAGAAUCUCAUACGACAACUAAAAAAGAAAGAGACCUAACUACAAAGAACAAGCAUGAAAACCGAACACCUACACAGCAGUUUGAUAAUAGAACAAAACCUUCUCCAAUCAAAAGCGUGUUGAAUGAGAACUCAAAUUGCUAUGGAUCCUAUACAUCAAUCGAAAAUUCGGCAAGGAAUGUUUCCAGGAGGUUUCAAGAGAAAAAUCAUGAACGUUUAAAAUACCAAAUAUCAAGAAUCGAUGAGCAAGAUGAAGAUAUUUACAGUGCCGAUAAGGAGUCUAAACAAAAAAGUAUCAGCAUUUUUGUCGCAAAUGCCGCCCCCUCAAAUCAAUUAUCAGAAGUUUUUCAUAUAACACCUCGCCCGUCACGUGAGAUUGGAACAUUAACACUAACACCUCUAUCCGAUUUUACCGUUCACCAUGCUAAUGAAUCAUUUGGCCUCGACGUCAGCUACAUCGCACAAGCUCGGAACUUCAAAAUUUCAGGAGGCAAGAGAACCCUUUCACUUUCCAUUAAAGAACUUGUAGAAAAGUUAACGGAAGUUGAGCCUUAUGAGCCAUUCUGGGAGGACCUGAAGCAUAUGAACCUUAGAAAUAAGCGACUUACCACUGUCCAUAAACUUGAUGAAUUUUGUGAAAAGCUCGAAGAACUUGAUGCUUCUUGUAAUCGUUUAAAUCAUUUAAAUGGAAUUCCUAGAACUGUUCGGAAGCUCCAUAUUGCUGAAAACUGUAUCUCAGAUAUGACUGCUUGGGGACACCUGACUAACCUUCAAUAUGUCGAUGUUUCAAAUAAUGAACUUAAAUCCCUAUCUUCUUUAAAAUCACUGGUUCAUUUGCGAGGCAUUCGAGCAGAUAAAAAUAAAAUUUCAGAUCUUAAGGGUGUUAGUGAGCUAGAUGGACUCCUUAAUCUAAGGUUGAGAGACAAUAAUCUUCGCUCAUUAGAUUUCCAAAACACAAAACUUCAGUCAUUAACAAAUCUAGAUGUACGAGGUAAUCAGAUAUCAGAGAUUCAGAAUAUUCAGAAAUUAGAAAGUAUAACUGUUUUAGACUUAAACGAUAAUCACAUAUCCCAUUUUACCAGAAGUACCUCUAAACCUCUCUCAUCGCUCAAAUACCUUCGUCUUAGUGGAAAUAAUUUAGAAUCAAUCGAUGUCAGCCAAUACCCAAACUUGAGACUUUUAUAUUUAGAUCGAAACCGACUGGGGAGAGUAACAGGUUUAUUGAGAACGAGAUAUUUGGAUAGUAUUUCCAUUCGUGAACAACGAGAUUCAAAUAUUGAUUCAUCCUUCGUGUCAGAAGUGUUUGAGGUUCGUAAAAUAUUUCUUUCGGGGAACCUUUUAUGCAAGUUUAAACCUCAGGUUGAUUUUUUGAACCUACAAUAUCUCGAGCUAGCAAACUGUGGUCUGGAAACACUGCCUGAAGAUUUUGGAGCUUUACUUGCCAACGUGAGGGUCUUGAAUCUCAACUUCAAUGCGUUAAGAGAUAUUCAGCCUAUUAAAGGCAUUCUACGCUUAAAAAAGUUGCACCUUGCUGGGAAUCGAUUAAUUGGCGUAGAUGGUAUAGCGGACCUAUUUUUGCGAUUUCCUGCACUCUCACUCGUAGAUCUGAGAUGCAAUCCACUUACUGUAGGGUUUUACUCGCCAAUUUUGGAGGGACGAAUGGCACCACAUGAUGUGAUCAAUGGUGAGGAAGCUGAGAAUCAGGAACCGUACACCCUUGCCAAAGCAGACAGUAUCAAAGAUAAUAUGUACAAGUCAUGCCUUGAUAUGCGAACGCGAAUGAAGCGGAGAAUCUACGAAAUGUUUCUCAUCAGCUCAGCACACAGGCUGAGGUAUCUCGAUGGAUUGUUGGUUGAUAAAACUAGUAUUUUUAUGCAAGAUAAAGUUUAUCAUUCUAUGGUGGAAGCAGGCUUUAUUUCUUCGAUUAACCCAGAUGACGCCUGCCCAGAGAUAAACCAUGAAGAUUCUUCUAAAAAUGAGAGAGCACUACUGCCUAAGGAGGAAGAAAUUUGGCCCGCCGAAGACAGUUUCGGAUAA
Molecule: messenger RNA, 5565 nt
Organism: Blumeria graminis f. sp. triticale
Lineage: Eukaryota; Fungi; Ascomycota; Leotiomycetes; Helotiales; Erysiphaceae
Source: the annotation of a GenBank genome assembly